GGUUCGAUGAGGCAGCUGCAGCAGCACCAGAUAACGAUGAAACGGCAUUGAAGGAGCACAACGACGUAAGUUACCAAAACCGUUUUGAAGAAACUAUAAUCGGGAAGUCAAUGCCAUAACCGUACUAUCUGUAAUGGCGACGACGACGACGCUGUUCACCCUCCAUCUCUGUCGUUUUGGCCAAAGCUUCUCCAAAAAACUAUUCUCUACGUCCCCUUCUUCUGACACUCUUCUGAACCCUCACCACGUCACGUUCCACCACAAAUUACGCCGCCCGAACUCCUCCUCCGCCCCCGCUUUCUUCCGGCGCUUCUCAACUGUCGCAGCUGCUUCCACUUCCGGAGAGGUGAAUUACGAUGGAAUUGGAACAGCUGAUGAAAAAUAUGAUGUGAUUGUGGUUGGAGGAGGGCACGCAGGUUGUGAAGCCGCACUUGCCUCUGCGCGUUUGGGUGCAAGAACUCUUCUUCUUACUCUCAACAUUGACCGUAUUGCCUGGCAGCCUUGCAAUCCAGCUGUUGGUGGACCUGCGAAGUCUCAAUUGGUUCACGAAGUGGAUGCGCUAGGUGGUGAAAUAGGGAAGAUUGCUGACAGAUGUUACUUGCAGAAGCGGGUGCUUAAUGUAUCCAGAGGACCUGCAGUUCGUGCAUUACGUGCUCAAACUGAUAAAAGGGAAUAUGCCAUGCAAAUGAAAAGUGUAGUGGAAAGCACACCAAACCUUUCAAUCAGAGAGGCUAUGGUCACAGAUAUAUUACUUGGGAAAAAUGAUAAUGUGGAAGGUGUUUGUACAUUUUUUGGGAUGAAAUUCUAUGCUCCAUCUGUUGUUCUCACAACAGGAACUUUUAUGAGUGGCAAAAUCUGGGUUGGUAGAACUUCCAUGCCUGCAGGAAGAGCUGGCGAGUCUGCUUCUCAUGGAUUAACUGAGAACUUACAGCGUCUUGGUUUUGAAACUGAUCGGCUGAAAACCGGAACCCCUGCCCGAGUGGACAUUCGUACUGUAGAUUUCUCAGGUUUAGAGCCUCAGCAUGGAGACAAAGAGGUCAGCUGGUUUAGUUUUGAUCCUGAUGUCCAUAUUGAAAGAGAACAGAUGUGCUGCUACCUAACCCGUACUACAGGUAGAACUCACCAGAUAAUAAGAGAUAACUUACAUGAAACACCAACUUAUGGAGGAUGGGUUGAAGCUAAAGGACCAAGAUAUUGUCCUUCCAUUGAAGAUAAGAUUGUAAGGUUCCAAGAUAAAGAGUCUCAUCAAAUAUUUCUUGAACCAGAGGGUCGCAGUGUGCCUGAGCUCUAUGUGCAGGGGUUCUCAACAGGUUUGCCAGAGAGAUUACAACUACCUUUGCUCAGAACUUUGCCUGGACUUGAGAACUGUUCAAUGUUGAGGCCUGCAUAUGCUGUAGAGUAUGAUUAUUUACCUGCUCAUCAAUGUGCUAGGUCUCUUAUGACAAAGAAAAUACAAGGAUUAUUCUUCUCUGGUCAGAUAAAUGGAACUACUGGCUAUGAGGAAGCUGCAGCACAGGGCAUAAUUUCUGGCAUCAAUGCGGCUAGAUAUGCAGAUGGUAAGCAACUCAUUGUCCUUGAAAGAGAGAGCAGCUAUAUAGGAACAUUAAUUGAUGACCUAGUUACCAAGGAUCUGCGAGAACCUUAUCGCAUGUUAACAAGCCGCUCAGAGCAUCGGUUACUCUUGAGAUCUGAUAAUGCUGAUAGCCGUCUCACCCCCUUGGCUCAUGAAAUUGGGUUGAUAGAUGAUAGACGGUGGAAACUGUACCAGGAGAAACAGGCUCGAAUUUCUGAGGAAAAGAAGCGAUUGAGAAGUGUCAGAAUUUCAGGGGGAGACUUGGCUGCUGAAGUUUCUCGAGUCUCUGGUCAGCCAGUGAGGGACUCUUCAACAUUGGAAAGUCUUCUUAAGAAACCACACAUACAUUAUGGAAUUCUUGAUGAGCAUGGCUUUGGUAACAUAGAGUUAUCUAGAAUAGAGAAAGAAUGUGUUGAGAUCGAUAUUAAGUACGAAGGUUUCAUCUUGCGUCAGCAAAGCCAGCUUCAACAGAUGGUUACUCAACAACAUAGACAACUUCCCGAAGACUUGGAUUACCAUAUGAUUACAACGUUAUCUAUUGAAGCACGUGAAAAGCUUUCCAAGGUUAGGCCGCAAACCAUUGGUCAGGCAAGCAGAGUUGGUGGAGUGAGCCCUGCUGACAUUACUGCUCUACUAAUUGUGCUUGAAGCUAAUCGGAGGAAAGCUCAGGAACAAAGCAGGUACAAAAUAAUGAAUGCUAUGCGAGCAAAAGCCCUAGAGGAGGAGGUGCCUGAAGUUUCUUGCACCGAAACAGUCAGCUCUUGAUCAGUUACCUACCAUUCUAUCGAUUUUAAAAUCCUAGAUGAAUACACAAGGAAAGGAGAAAAAGUAAAAAGAAAUUUAUUGUUAUAAAUAAAUUUUUGUUGCCUAUUUGACAAUUUCUCUCCCCCAGUUGAUGUAAAAUUAAAAAUUGUAAGUGCAGAAAUAAAGUUAUUUAUCGUGGGCAUAAAUCUCUCUUGUU
Messenger RNA from Arachis stenosperma, 2534 nucleotides. RefSeq lists its product as uncharacterized. Bases 134 to 2338 code for a protein of 734 amino acids. The record is from RefSeq and is a predicted model, not a curated record. NCBI's taxonomy places the organism in Eukaryota, Viridiplantae, Streptophyta, Magnoliopsida, Fabales, Fabaceae. Gene Ontology annotation, biological process: tRNA methylation; tRNA wobble uridine modification. The transcript is spliced from 13 exons. Gene Ontology annotation, molecular function: flavin adenine dinucleotide binding.